Penicillium expansum is the source of this 2118-nucleotide messenger RNA. Its product is annotated as TTC39/IML2 family protein. Lineage: Eukaryota; Fungi; Ascomycota; Eurotiomycetes; Eurotiales; Aspergillaceae. The coding region runs from base 1 to 2118 and encodes 705 amino acids. The record is from RefSeq and is a predicted model, not a curated record. Gene Ontology annotation, cellular component: nucleus; mitochondrial outer membrane; cytosol. The transcript has 6 exons.
AUGUUGCGAGUCGGGUCCUGGUUGUACGGCAAGAAGCCGGCGCAGUCUGUAGACUCGCUGGUUGAGUUAAAGGACUUACACGAGGCGAUGACAGCGGCAACGUUGAUUCUCAACGAUGAUGUUGACGGUGCGGAGAGCGGUCUCUCCACGGGCACUUCGUCUUUUCACAACUUGGGUAAAGGCGUGGUCGCAUUCGUCCGGGCAACAUUAGGUUUCGAGCAGGAGAUUAUGCGACAAGCAUCCGAGCGCCUUUAUGAAGCAGAAACCAGCGCAGCCAACGAUCAAACCCGGUCCCAGCAAAACGCCCAAGCACCCAAUGCCUUUCACUCCGAUAUCUAUGCUGCAGGUACCGAAUAUGCGCUGUGCCAAGCAAUCGCCCAAUUGAUGAGUGCGGUUGUCGGGGUACUGAAUGAAAGCCUAACAGAAAGCAUCAAAGCAUUCUAUCGGCUAAGAAAGGCUUACAUCGCAUUGGAUGCUAUCCUGAAAAUGGAAGAGAAGUUUAUGGAGCAGAGGGAUCUACGCAAAACUCUAUUGCCUACUGCGAGUGACCUCUCAAUCUCAAGCGCUGCAUGCCCAGACACGAAGUCGGAAUCGUCUAGUCUUGCAUCGAAAAAGGGCGAGAAGGUGGCUACCGUCGAGCAAACCGAGCUCAGUUCGUCAAUGAAUGGAUUGGCGGUCUCUCCCCGAGCGGUGUCCCCUAACGCCGUAACGGGCACUUCCACACCUGUGAAGCAUAUUCACCACGAUCCCGACUCGGAUAUCUUCAAAAACGAAAUCGAUGUUUUCAUUCACUCUGGCGCCAACUUCUGCUUUGGUAUUAUUCUUCUACUAAUCUCCAUGGUCCCACCGGCCUUCAGCAAGCUUCUCUCCAUUAUUGGCUUCCACGGCGACAAGCAACGAGGACUGAGAAUGCUCUGGCAAGCUAGCAAGUUCCACAACUUUAUCGGUGCCAUGGCUGCUUUGGCACUGCUAGGUUAUUACAAUGGUUUUGUCCGCUAUUGCGAUAUCAUGCCCGACCCAACUCCUGGCGAAACCGACGUCGAGGGAUACCCACAGGAGAGGCUGUCUGCGUUGCUGGCGGAGAUGCGGUCUCGGUUCCCCAACAGUCAACUUUGGUUGAUCGAAGAAUCCCGGAUGCUAGGCGCGAAUAAGGACUUGGGCAAGGCCCUGGACCUGUUGUCCACGGACAAGAAGAGCCCGCUCAAACAGGUCGAGGCGCUGUGCGUGUUCGAAAAGAGCUUGAACGCACUGUUCCUCCACAGAUACGAUGUCUGCGCUGAGGCAUUCAUCGAGUGUGUGGACCUUAACUCAUGGUCUCGUUCAUUAUAUUACUACAUCGCCGGAUCUUGCCAUGUCGCCCUGUACCGGCAAUCACUCAACGACCCAAAGCUUGCAGAGCAACACGCCAAAAAAGCCACCCUCUACAUGCGGAAAGCACCCGAAUUCGCCGGGAAAAAGAAGUUCAUGGCCCGACAACUGCCGUUCGAUAUCUUUGUGACUCGGAGAAUUGCUAAAUGGGAGGCGCGCGCCAAAGAAUGGAAUGUGUCUCUGGUGGAUGCGAUUGGAGUUGAUCCCAUCGAAGAAAUGAUCUUCUUCUGGAAUGGACACAGUCGCAUGACCAACGAGCAGUUAGAAGAGUCCCUGGCCCGGCUGAAAUGGUGCGAAAGCGAAAACAACAAAACGUGGUCUCGCGAGGGGAUAGAAGAAAAGGCGAUCCUGGAGCUUCUCCGGGCUGCCAUUUUGCGAUCACUGCACAGACACGACGAGGCGAGGAAGAUCCUGCUGACUCGAGUUUUGAAUCAUGACAAGUCUCUGUUCAAGGGCCACCUAAAGGAUGACUGGGUUCACCCAGUCGCGCAUUUCGAGAUGGCCGCCAACUUCUGGAUGGAGCGUCCCACAUACCAAGCCCUGCAUGGGAUUACUGCUUCCCCGAAGGCGUCGGCGGGAUCUGGGGAGAUGAGCACAGUGACCGAGAGGAAGCAGGUAUCUGAGUGCAAGGGAUACCUUGAUCAUGCUGCUCGCUGGGAGAGCUACGAGCUGGACGCUCGUGUUGGAAUCAAGGUUACUGCGGGGAUGGAAGCUGUCCAUAAAUGGGAGACCAUGCACCCCACAGUCUAA